CACAACACAAAAUCUUCCAAAGCUUUUUGAUCAAUUCAAAUUUUCACUCUCCAGAAAGCUCACUGUGAAUUCUUGAAUAUAGAGGAAAAGGCAGGAGGCUUCCAGAACUUUCUCAACUUUAAUUUUCACUAUCAAAAUUCGGUUUCUCUCUGUCUUCUUUGCUCUUCAUUUCUCGAAUCCGGAAAUGGCGUGCAGCAGCAUCACACACCAGAUCGGAGCUCUGGCCGGGAAUCCGAUCUCGGCCGCGGAGACAAGCACGUCGUCCGGGGAAGCGACGAUGAGCGUGACCGCGGCGGCCGCAUGGAAGUCGCCGGCGGCGAGCCUGACGUGCAAGCUAAACAAUCCUGAAAUGAAGGACGGCGCCGCGAUGCUGACGCCGCCGCAGAGCCCGUGCCGGUCGCCGGUUCUCGGCGCGACGCGGGCGGAUCUUUCGGUGGCGUGCCAGGCGUACGCGGCGGAGGCGCCGGCGGUGGAGGUGGAGGUGGAGCACGAGCUGAAGGGGGCGGUGAAGACGAUCGACGGCGUGCCGGUAUUCGUGAUGGUGCCCUUGGAUAGCGUGACGAUGAAUCACACGGUGAAUCGGAAGAAGGCAAUUAACGCGAGUCUUCACGCGCUGAAGAGCGCUGGGGUGGAGGGGAUCAUGAUGGACGUGUGGUGGGGCCUGGUGGAGAGGGACGCGCCCGGCGCGUACAACUGGGGCGGUUACAACGAGCUGUUGGAGAUGGCCAAGAAGCACGGCCUUAAAGUCCAGGCCGUCAUGUCGUUCCACCGGUGCGGCGGGAACGUCGGCGAUUCUUGCACGAUUCCUUUACCCAAUUGGGUUGUGGAGGAGGUGAACAAUGAUCCAAACCUUGCAUAUACUGAUCAAUGGGGAAAGAGGAACUACGAGUAUCUUUCACUUGGUGUUGAUACACUUCCGGUACUUAAAGGCCGCACGCCUGUGCAAUGUUAUGCUGAUUUUAUGCGUGCCUUCAGAGAUAACUUCAAACACCUUCUUGGUGACACCAUUGUGGAAAUCCAAGUUGGAAUGGGUCCAGCUGGUGAGCUCCGAUACCCAUCAUAUCCAGAGGGGGACGGUACAUGGUCAUUCCCCGGAAUUGGUGCCUUCCAGUGUUUUGACAAGUAUAUGCUCAGUAGCUUGAAAGCUCAUUGUGAAUCUGAGGGCAAGCCAAAAUGGGGUAGCACAGGCCCCACUGAUGCUGGUCACUACAAUAACUGGCCGGAAGAUACCCCAUUCUUCAGAAAAGAGGGUGGAGGCUGGAACAGUACUUAUGGUGAAUUCUUCCUUGGUUGGUACUCUCAGAUGCUCCUGGAUCAUGGUGAGAGGAUCCUUUCCGCAGCCAAGUCUACCUAUCGGGACGAGGGUGUGAAAAUCUCAGUAAAGGUCUCUGGCAUUCAUUGGCAUUAUGGAACCCGGUCCCAUGCUCCCGAGCUCACAGCAGGGUACUACAACACAAGAUUCCACAAUGGUUACCUACCAAUUGCUCAGAUGUUAGCCCGUCAUGGCGCCAUUUUCAAUUUCACUUGCAUUGAGAUGCAUGAUCACGAGCAGCCACAAGACGCCCAGUGUUCCCCUGAAGGGCUUGUUAGGCAAGUGGCCUUGGCCACUCAGAAAGCAGGAGUACCACUUGCAGGUGAAAAUGCAUUGCCAAGGUAUGAUGACUAUGCGCACAAGCAGAUCUUGCAAGCAUCCGCGUUGAACAUUAAGGGUAACACCGAAGGCAAGCAGAUGUGUGCAUUCACAUACCUGAGGAUGAACCCGCAACUCUUCCAGGCCGACAAUUGGAGGCGCUUUGUGUCAUUUGUGAAGAAAAUGAAGGAAGGAAAGAACACUCAAAAGUGUAGGGAACAAGUGGAGAGGGAAGCCGAGCAUUUAGUGCACGUUACGACACCUCUGGUCCAGGAGAGGAUGCUGUCGCUUUGAUGCACUAGCAAUGCAGGAUCAGGCUUUUAGCUAGUUUGCUUGUUCGGUUCUACCACGUCAAAACUAGUGUCUUAUAUUGCAUAUCCGUAUACAAGGUCACAUAAUGACAGUGGCCGUUGGCUCCAUGCCCUUGUCCUUCCUCUACAGCCCUAUUAUUAUUUGAAGGCUGUAGAAUUCGGGUAAUGGAAUUUAGUGUGUUCCAUAAGAUGGGCAGAUUCAAAUCAAACGAUUUAUGUCGAUAGAUUUGAGUAUUUGUUGGUUGUAACAUAUCAUACUGUACAAUGUCAUCCAAUGAAAUUUUUGUCCAUCCAA
Argentina anserina (silverweed cinquefoil) is the source of this 2236-nucleotide messenger RNA. Its product is annotated as beta-amylase 1, chloroplastic. Gene Ontology annotation, biological process: polysaccharide catabolic process. Gene Ontology annotation, molecular function: beta-amylase activity. Bases 185 to 1924 code for a protein of 579 amino acids. The record is from RefSeq and is a predicted model, not a curated record. The transcript is spliced from 4 exons. NCBI's taxonomy places the organism in Eukaryota, Viridiplantae, Streptophyta, Magnoliopsida, Rosales, Rosaceae.